Molecule: messenger RNA, 2140 nt
Organism: Indicator indicator
Lineage: Eukaryota; Metazoa; Chordata; Aves; Piciformes; Indicatoridae
Gene: ARHGDIA
Product: Rho GDP dissociation inhibitor alpha
Exons: 6
Coding region: 56-670 (204 amino acids)
Biological process (GO): Rho protein signal transduction
Cellular component (GO): membrane; cytosol; cytoplasm
Molecular function (GO): protein binding; Rho GDP-dissociation inhibitor activity
Source: RefSeq, a predicted model, not a curated record
GUCACCGCAGCGCAGAGGGAGAGCGAACAGGGCCGUGUAAGUCGUGUGUGUGAGGAUGGCAGAGCAGGAGCCGACAGCAGAGCAGCUGGCCCAGAUCGCAGCUGAAAACGAGGAGGACGAACACUCUGUCAACUAUAAGCCACCCGCCCAGAAGAGCAUCCAGGAGAUCCAGGAGCUGGACAAGGAUGAUGAGAGCCUGCGCAAGUACAAGGAAGCACUGCUGGGUGCUGUCACCGUGACUGCAGAUCCCAAUGCUCCGAAUGUGGUUGUGACCAAACUGACUUUGGUCUGCACUACUGCUCCUGGCCCUCUGGAGUUGGACCUGACAGGUGACCUGGAGAGCUACAAGAAGCAAGCGUUUGUGCUGAAGGAGGGUGUGGAAUACCGGAUAAAAAUCUCCUUUAGGGUUAACAGGGAGAUCGUGUCAGGGUUGAAGUACAUCCAGCACACGUUCCGGAAAGGUGUGAAAAUUGACAAGACCGAAUACAUGGUUGGGAGCUAUGGCCCCCGAGCAGAGGAAUAUGAGUUUCUGACCCCCAUGGAAGAAGCCCCUAAGGGCAUGCUGGCCCGGGGCAGCUACAACAUCAAAUCCAAGUUCACAGAUGAUGAUAAGACUGACCACCUGUCCUGGGAGUGGAACCUGACCAUCAAGAAAGAUUGGAAGGACUAGCCCUUCCUGAGGCCAAACCCCAGAGAGCGUGAAUCAGACAGUGGCUACCGUAGAAAUCCCCCCCCGUACCAAAGUGCUGACAUUGGAACCCUCUUACCUUUCACCCCCUGUUAUAAUUUGACCAGAGAGCUCAGUUUUGUACCGUGCCCCCUCCCCAGAGCAUCGCUGAGUGCAUUGACCAAACCGUGCUGUCUGCAUCUGGUCUCCAGCUGCCCGUCCCAGGGCUGGGCAUCCUAGCACAGAGCUGGGAGCGCUCCGUCCCUUGCCAAGUCCUUUGCUGCUUCUCACCUUCCUCUGUUCAGGUGGGUGCUGAAGGGGAGGGACUCCCAUGUUCUGUGUAGGAUGUGUGCUUGGCUUUCCUGUGCACAGCUCAGGGUAGCUACUGCCUCAAGUAGCUGAAGAACUUCAAUGCCAGGCAGCUCUUGAAUCCGUUUGUUGGUUAAAAUCAUGUCCAGCCUGCCCCUUCCACCCGUCAGUGUCCCAGGAACACUGGCAGCGUCAUUUGUGGAUGUUCCCUGUAACCAUGAUGCCUUAAUGUGUAACAUGUAUCCUCUAGGGAGGGGGCCCUGCCCCUGUUACACUUUUUAAAUGCUCCCCCCCCACCACCCUCCCCCUGUCCGUUGGCAUGGCACUCAUCUUGGUCACGCCCCUUGUGGGUUAUUAGGAAAGAUUCACAACUUCCUGCUUUGCUGCUGGUCCGUUCUUCACCCAAGACAGGACAUCUCUAGAGGGGAGGGUUGUGACAUCCUGGGUGACGCCUGGCUGCGCCUCACAUUGUCUGGAGAGCUGACAGGUCCCCUGGCCCUACUGGCAUAGACCUUGAACCUCUGGCAGCCUCUGUGCCUCCAAGGAAGGGGGGGGCCACAUGGCAGGUGGGUGCAGGAGUCACCAGAGUUACCAUCACCUCACACUUCUCACUGCAGCCAAGGUCGCUGCAAAGCACUGAAAUUCCAGGACAGCACCUGCCCUCCUGGCGGUUUUGGGCUGAGGAUGGACUCUAGGCUGUUUCUGCAGCUGCUCUCCUGAUGCGAUCAACAAAGAGCUCGCCAUGGACAAGUACUCUGAAGCGGUUAAUGCCUUAUGUAUCUGUUCUGCCUUUAAAAUCUGUGCCUGGCCUGUCAGUAUUUAUUGCCUUGACACUCGGCUCCCGCCGUGCCCACAGCAGAACCCACGCGGCUGCCCUGGCACGGCGCUCGGGGCGAAGGAGCCCCGAGGGCUGGGCAGGCACAGUCCAGCUCCGCAGCCCUCAUUUGGAUCCUGCCACGUUGAGGUUGUAUUAGAACUGGGACCAAGUACAUGUGGCUUUCUCGUAGCUACGUCUCUGCCUCUUAACUCUUCCCCUGCCCUGCCCCUAGAGAGGUUUUUGUUAAUUUGAUUUGGUGCAUAUUGUCUGUAAAUCCUAGAAUCAGGUUAACAGGAUUGGAAUCAUCGUCUGCUUCUCCUUUUAUGACAGUUAAAUAAAAUCUUUGA